Molecule: messenger RNA, 2246 nt
Organism: Thalassophryne amazonica
Lineage: Eukaryota; Metazoa; Chordata; Actinopteri; Batrachoidiformes; Batrachoididae
Gene: pklr
Product: pyruvate kinase L/R
Exons: 12
Coding region: 45-1628 (527 amino acids)
Biological process (GO): glycolytic process
Cellular component (GO): cytoplasm
Molecular function (GO): pyruvate kinase activity; magnesium ion binding; potassium ion binding
Source: RefSeq, a predicted model, not a curated record
UCUUCGUGCAACCAACAGCGUGUAUCAGGCAUUACUCAGAUGUGAUGACACUGCCGGACUCUUUCGUCCAACUCCAGCAGCUGGAUGCCAGCAUGGCUGACACUUUCCUGGAGCAUCUCUGUCUGCUGGACAUCGACCAGGAGCCCAUCACAGCUCGCAACACCGGCAUAAUCUGCACCAUCGGACCAGCUUCCCGAUCAGUCACUAAACUCCAGGAGAUGAUCAAAGCGGGCAUGAACAUCGCUCGUCUGAAUUUCUCUCAUGGUUCACAUGAAUACCACAGCGAAAACAUCAAAAACAUCCGUGAGGCAGUGAAGACAGUGACCUCUGACCCACUGCAAUAUCAGCCAGUUGCCAUUGCUUUGGACACAAAGGGUCCAGAGAUCCGCACCGGAUUGGUGAAAGGGAAGGUGGAGGAGGAGGUUUUUCUGGUUAAGGGCAGUCAUGUGCGUGUGGUGACGACAGAGAGUGAGAAAGACAAAACAGAUGGAGAUAUUAUCUGGGUGGACUAUCCCAAUUUGCCCAAAGUCCUCAAGAAAGGAGACAAAAUCUACAUUGAUGAUGGACUCCUUGGACUCAAAGUUCUAGAAAUAGGAUCUGACUGGGUGGAAACGGUGGUGGAGUCAGGCGGCACGCUGUGCAGCCGUAAGGGCGUCAACCUCCCCGGCUGCAACUUGAUUGGCAUGCAGGCGGUCAGCGAGAGAGACGAGGCUGAUCUAAGGUUUGGUGUGGCCCAGGGUGUGGAUAUGGUGUUUGCCAGCUUUAUCCACUCCGCCCAGGAUGUCAAAGAUGUACGCCGGGCUCUGGGGCCGCAGGGACACAAUGUCAAAGUAAUCAGCAAGGUGGAGAGCCGGCAAGGAGUUCAGAAUUUUGAUGAAAUUCUUGCUGAGAGUGAUGGCGUAAUGGUUGCCAGGGGUGACCUGGGGGUCGAGAUCCCAGCAGAGAAAGUCUUUAUCGCCCAGAAAAUGAUAAUCGGACGCUGCAACUCAGCAGGCAAACCUGUGAUCUGUGCCACACAGAUGCUGGAGAGUAUGGUGAGCCACCCACGGCCAACCAGAGCAGAGAGCAGUGAUGUGGCCAACGCCGUCCUAGACGGAGUCGACUGUGUAAUGUUAUCUGCAGAGACGGCCAAGGGACGGUUUCCUUUGGAGGCGGUCGCAAUGAUGCACUUGAUAUGUAGGGAGGCAGAAGCGGCCAUCUUCCACCAGCAGCUGUUUGAGGAGUUGCGCCGCCUCACUCUGCUCUCCUCAGAUCCCACGGAGAUCACAGCCAUCGGAGCUGUGGAGUCAUCUUUCAAGUGCGGUGCUGGAGCCAUCAUCGUCCUCACCACCAGCGGCAGGUCAGCCCAUCUCAUAUCCAGGUACCGGCCUCGCUGUCCAAUCAUUGCUGUCACCAGAAACCCUCAGGUGGCCCAUCAGUCCCAGCUGCUCAGAGGAGUGUUUCCUGCCCUUUUCUGUCCUCUUCCUGCUCCUGUGUGGGCCGAUGAUGUGGACAACAGGGUCAAAUUUGGCAUGGAUAUAGGGAAAGUUAGAGGAUUCUUCAAGUCAGGUGACAUGGUGAUUGUGAUGACAGGCUGGCUCCCAGGGUCCAAUCACACAAAUAUCAUAAGGGCAGUCAAUGUCCCAUAACACCCUGACCUCAGAAAAGCUGACGGAUAUCAACCGCUCCCCGGUUCAGGAUGCUCAGUGGCUAUUAUGCAUGAGCGUUACUAGUAAAACUUGAGGACACCCACUUCAAUAAAAUGAAUAGCUGACAUAGAUCAAACAAAGCAUCUUCCCAUCAUUCUUUAAGAGGAUGACAGGGUACAAACUGUCUCAUCUCUGCUAAAUUUGUCUCGUCUUGAAAGCGACUACCUCCAAAUAAAACUUGAACAUUAAUGUGAUGCUUUUCUUCUCUUCUUGUCGGGAUUAUAGAUGGAAUAAAAACGCUGUCUGUUCUUUUCAUCGCUGUUAUUUGCGAGCUAAUAUUGAAUUAAAGCUGAAUGGUUUCUUUGUCAGCUAUUGCUGAAGUAUAAUUAUGAUUGGCAUGACAGAGUUUGGAGAUAAGGCUUUUAUUCUUGGCCACAGUGGUGCCGGAUUUAUCUAUGGAAUGGUGUAAUUCUCUCAGCUAUUAAGAACACAGCCAGGAGAUGCAGAGAUGUUGGAUAUCUUUGGACUGCACCUUUCUGUCCACUGAAGUGAGUGACAUGUCCAUAUCUGUGUGUUGUUCCUCUGUAAACUAAUAAUGUCUGUUCCCUCAUGGUUUUA